Molecule: messenger RNA, 3641 nt
Organism: Aedes aegypti (yellow fever mosquito)
Lineage: Eukaryota; Metazoa; Arthropoda; Insecta; Diptera; Culicidae
Product: beta-1-syntrophin
Exons: 11
Coding region: 1860-3641 (593 amino acids)
Cellular component (GO): intracellular anatomical structure; dystrophin-associated glycoprotein complex
Molecular function (GO): protein binding; structural molecule activity
Source: RefSeq, a predicted model, not a curated record
AUCGGUUCGGUCAGUCCUCGGUUGACGUACGGUCGGUUCGGUUCGAAUUUGAUUGCAGGUGCAAUCCGCGGUCCGCGGUGUCAAAGUGGUUUCUGAGGUGUUUUUUUCAUUUGGAUGAGAAGAUUGUGGGACAUCAAUUUUGGGCUGCUGGAGAAACUCAUAUUAAUUGGUGAAAGAGUCCAAUUGAUUUCAGUUAUUGGGGGGAUUGUUGUGAAAAUUCCUUCAGGAAGGAUACCAUUCGGAGUGGGUGUUUUCCUGCGCCAAAACAAACUCGGGUCAGACUGCAGACGCAACGAUUGAAGUGUUCGGAGGAAGUGAGACAAUGCUUGAGCCUUCUCGGAAUGGAUCAAUUUGUCUGUGACAUUUUGUGGAAAUUAGGGCUGGAAAAUCUUCCCUAGGUAUGAGAUAUUGCUCUUCAAACCAUAAGAGCAUCCUCACGAUACAAGAAAAGGGAGGAAGUGGUGUUGUAGGCAGAAAAUCGAUUAGAAAUAUUUCGGUCGAAUAGUUGCGUGAGUGUGAGUAUGUGCGUAUAGAAGACGAAGGGUGAGCAGCCAAAACAGCGGGCAAUUUGUAGACCACAGAUUUCCAAUCAAUACCGGAGUGCAUCUCCAAAGUGGAGAACCCAGAUUUGGCGAAAAAAUUGUGUCCAGACAAGUGGGGUGGGAACAUUUGUUGAGGUUCGAUAAAUCUGCAAAUGCUGCUGCAGUAGAACAGUGAAUUACAGAGUGAGUCGCGAGUAAAUUGCCACCCCUGCGCCUAGUGAGAAAGAGCCGGGGUUGCGAAGCAGAAAAGAUAAAGAGAGAGGAUAGUGAAGAUUCUGAACCGGUGCCAGUGCUAACAAUCCUGCAUAGUGAACAGUGAAGUAUCCAGUUGAAUGCUAUCAUCCAUACGAGACCGUCAAUUGUAGUUCAAGAAAAAUAGUUCAUCGACUAAUGUGUAAUUAAGUGUUUAAGAAAUAGUCCAUUUCUUCAGCGUUGAUUUCGCACGGAAUUUCCAUCCCCCGCCGCCACGACACUCCAUUUUAACGUACAUCCCUUUGAUCGCGGAAGGAGCCAGUCGCAUGUGACAAAUUGCUUGUUCGUGUGUUUGCUUGGUAGGAUUAUUUAUACGCUUGUGGUCCGGUGCAAGUUGUAUAUGAAAAAAAUAAGUGGAAGGUGGAAAAAUUAUAACCACUAAAAGCGUGCGUUCGGGGUUCCGAAGAAGAUUGGAUUAUAUUGGUGGAGAAACCCCGCGUAUUGUUCGGCCGGAGAAGACCAAGAAGUGCAUAAUCUCGCCUAUUAGCUAUUAGGUGAGUCGUCGACUCGAGUUGGAGGAUUAGCGGGAAAGUCCAGUGGACAGGUGGACAGAAAAAAGGCCGUGUGGUGGACGUGAAUUUGCUGCCACGGCGAAAAAGGAUCGAAUUAGUCAAUGAGAAGGUCGUUUAUUCGGGCAGAUUGAGAUGGAUUUCCGCUAAUGGAACCGGAUAGGUGCGUCGUUCGUCGAACCACUAAUAGCAGCAGUACGAAGCUCCGGAACGGUUUGUGAUGCGGCGGUGAUGGCAGAAGUGACGGACGGAACAAUGGCAACGUGUAGUCGACGACGAUGUCAGUGAUGUUCUACCAGUGAAAUUGAAUUACGUUGAGUUAUCGCUUUUGACGGUGGGUUUUUCGGUGGGCCGUAGACAUGUGAAUGGAAAGAGGUCCUGUGCGUACGCGUGUGUAUGAUUUUGUUUCCGCGAAUUAAUCCCUCAGAAGAAGACCAGUAGACGGGAGCUCGGAGCAAUCCUUUGAAGAUUAAAGGGUAUUAGUAGUGACGUCCAUCGACCCAGUAGUGAAACUAGAAAGCGAGACUUCCUGAACAGACAGCAGACAUCGGGAACCAUGGUGGAAUCGGCCAGCAUGAACCGGACAAGUCCGGCGGGCUCUUCGUCGAUAGUGGCUGCCGGUGUCCGCAGUGGAAUCCUGGAAACACGUGUCCGCGGCGCUUGGUAUCGAGUAUCGGUUACACUGGAAACGGACUACAUCUCGGUCAGCUUGGAUGAAACGUGCGAACCGGUGGAUCACAGCACCACGCUCAAUGGGACGCUAGGGAGCAACCACAGUGGCAACAAUGGGUCCAACAAUUCGUCGCAGCCAUCGUCGGCGGGUGCAUCCGGGCCAUCGAUCCACUCGUCGGAGAAUCUGAGCAACGGCGGGGGCCAAAACGGUGUGACGACUCCAGCCGGAAGCAGCACUCUCAACGGCGGAGGCAGUCUGAAUGGGGACAAUUUCCUCAACAAUAACAGCACCAACAACGGCAACAGCAACGGAAUCGUCAACGGGAACAGUAAUGGACUAAGUGGGGGCAUUGGGGUUGGGGUUGGAGGCGGAGGCAAUAUCCUGAACAACAACGGUAGUGGGGGAGCGGGCAGUGCAGGAAGUGGAAGCAACAACAACAGCAUCGACAAUGGAAUCGCCGAAAUUUGCGACGUACCUGAUUCGGUGGCGAACCAGAAACGACAUGUCCGCGUCAUCAAGUCCGACAACAACGGGCUGGGCAUCUCGAUCAAGGGUGGCCGCGAAAACCGAAUGCCCAUCCUGAUAUCGAAAAUCUUCCGUGGCAUGGCAGCAGACAGCGCCAAGGGGCUUUACGUGGGCGAUGCGAUUCUUUCGGUGAACGGAGAAGACCUGCGGGAUGCCACCCACGAGGAGGCGGUACGGUCCCUGAAACGAGCCGGUCGGGUCGUGGAUCUAGAAGUAAAAUUCCUGCGAGAGGUGACCCCGUACUUCCGGAAGGCGAGCAUCAUCUCCGAGGUGGGUUGGGAACUGCAGCGGGCAUUCCUGUGUCCGCUCGGUCCCGGUGCUUCCUCCCCGCCAGCCGCUGCCCCCCGGAGUCCACCUCGGGCCGACACGCGCUACAUUCCCCUGCAGUUGACCCACCUGGCACGGAAUCUGAAAUACCACGACGCCGAGAAUCGCUGCAUAGAGCUGCACUCGCCCGAUGGCAUUCACUCGUGUAUCCUGCGCGCCGUCGAUCCUCAGGAAGCGACCACCUGGUUCAACGCGCUCCACUCGGCCAUCGGCAAGAGCACCCAGAAAGCGCUCCUGGACGCGAACCGGGCCCUGGCGUCAAUUAUCGGGGAGCUGAAGUUCAUCGGAUGGCUCAGCCGGAGGUGCGGCGGUGAACAGAACGGACGCUCCAGCUCGGAAAGCUCAGACGAAUUAGAUAAAUGGCAAUCAAUUUUCGUAGCCGUCACCGAUCGUGAAUUUCGACUGUACGAAAGCGCCCCCUGGUCGGUGGAGGCGUGGAGUCGACCCUUUGAGUGCAGUCCACUGGUGACGACGCGGUUGGCCGGUGCUGGCAACACUUCCACCGUAGGAUCCAACUCGAGUGCCCAGUCCAGUGUGUUUUGCGUCCGAUGCGGAACCACGCGUGGAGUCGUCAGCCAUUGGCUGCGUUCGGAGACCAACCGGGACAUGGCUGCGUGGGCUCGGGUGCUGGUGCAAGGAUGCCACAACGCCAUCAUAUGUCAGCGGGAGUUUUCGUUUCGGUGCUUGUACCAGGGCCGUCCGUGUCAGCUAAUCGUCCACCUGGAUCGGGGCUUCACCCUGCUGGAUUCUGCCCUCGGAAGCACCGGCUCCAAACCGCUCUGGUCGUUCCCGUUCGAUCGGAUGAAAGGAUGA